ACUUCUUUUCGGGAGAAAAUACCUGCAAUGAAAGAAACGAAAAUGUAAGGGCUGAGCUGCAGAAUAAAAAGGGGUGGAGCUCAAAGUUUUAUAUGGGUGGGGCUAGAUUAAAUUAAUUUUAACCCUUUAGUGUGGUAUCUAAGUUUUCAAACAACAAUGGCAAAUGCGGAAGAAUUGAAACUAGAGCUACUAGCAGAAGAGAAGUACCAUGAAGAGCGGAUAGGUCAUGUGGAGAGGAAUUUUGCUGCCAUCUCAGUUUCUAUGAGUGGAAUAGCCAGGAAAACAGCACUGAUGAGAGACAAAGGAGACAAACUAACACAAACACUGAAAACAAUGGCUGUUGGAGAGACAGGUCAAUUGAAGGCAUCACUUGAAAAUGUGUCAGAAUGUGUUGGUGCACUUGAGGACUACCGACAGACAGAACUCGACAGACUUGAAGCAAAAGUCGUAAAACCAUUUCUAGAGUAUGAUAAUGUAUGCAGGAAAGCAAAGGAAGAAUUGAAAGCUUGUAAUGCUGACAGAGAAAAGGUCAUUAAUCAACAACGUAUGCUGGACAGGACGAGAAUUAGAGAACCAACCAAUACAAGAAAACUUACUCAGUUGGAAACCAACCUACAAAAGGCCAAAUUCAAGCGGAACCAGUCAACAAAAACAUUGGAGGAGCACAUGAGCGGGUUUGAAAAGAGAAGAGUCAGAGACUUGAAGGAUAUCCUACAAGAAUACAUACAUACUGAAAUGUUGUUCCAUGCUAAAGCUCUUGAGCUCUUAACUCUUUCCUAUCAACAUAUUGAUCACAUCAAUGAGGAUGAAGCACUAGAGGCAUAUUUGAAUAACCUCCAGGUUCGCAGAAGAAGAGGUUUAUUGGAAGAACCUUAUCCAACGUCUGAGACUCCAACUCAUGGAACACCUCCUUUACAUCGCCAUACUCCCCCUCACCAUCAACGCACCACCUCAGAACCCUCUCUCAGUACAAAAUCUUAAGAACUAUCUACACUCGAACUAAUAAUAAAUACAUGCACACAUUAGUAUUACUAAAUUUACUAUUAAUAGUAAACUACAAUUCACAACCUGUUUUACAACUUUGCUUGGCAUGCAACUGAGCCACAAUAUC
This is a messenger RNA of Amphimedon queenslandica, 1111 nucleotides long. Its product is annotated as protein FAM92A1-A-like. Gene Ontology annotation, biological process: cilium assembly. Gene Ontology annotation, cellular component: ciliary basal body; ciliary transition zone. Lineage: Eukaryota; Metazoa; Porifera; Demospongiae; Haplosclerida; Niphatidae. The transcript is spliced from 9 exons. Bases 157 to 981 code for a protein of 274 amino acids. The record is from RefSeq and is a predicted model, not a curated record.